This is a messenger RNA of Xylona heveae TC161, 2814 nucleotides long. RefSeq names its product DNA repair helicase rad25. Gene Ontology annotation, biological process: transcription initiation at RNA polymerase II promoter; nucleotide-excision repair. The transcript has a single exon. Gene Ontology annotation, molecular function: DNA binding; hydrolase activity; ATP binding. Bases 303 to 2744 code for a protein of 813 amino acids. Gene Ontology annotation, cellular component: transcription factor TFIIH holo complex; transcription preinitiation complex; nucleotide-excision repair factor 3 complex. The record is from RefSeq and is a predicted model, not a curated record. Lineage: Eukaryota; Fungi; Ascomycota; Xylonomycetes; Xylonales; Xylonaceae.
AGCCCCCAGCGGAGUCAGGCCGAGGGACGCUCUCGCGCCAUAUUCAUUCACCCACUCUCAAGCCCGAAAGUCGGCUGUCUGCGGUUGCGUCGAAGAAGAGUCCCGAUACAUUCAUUAUCCCUGCUGUAGCAUCCCAGCAUUACUUCCCGGGCACUUGCUAACCGUUUGGCCGGCGCUCCGCCAACACCAUAUGAGCAUGUGACUCACUUCAUUCAUCGAAGUCUCAUCUCAUUGUCUUCCUUUCAUCAUCAUCUAUUUCGCUGCACAAUUCGAUGCUUUGAGGGCUUCCAUUAGAAUCCACAAUGGCUUCAAAGCGGAAAGCGACCCAAGGCGCCGUCAAGGCCAGCAGAAUGUCCAGAAUCUCGACUCCAGGGUCGGUGACCCCGCGCAGGAUUGAAAGUGACUACUCUCACGGCCCAAGCGGACUGCCCGAUCAACGCAACACGAUAAUCGCCCAGAAUGUUCAGAAACUUGAUAUCAGCUCCUUUCCAUAUAUGCUUUCGCCAGGCAUCAUAGAUUCGGCAUCGGAGUACUUUCAGCCUGGGCAGAAAAGAGACUUGACCGCCCUCAAGUUAAAGCCAGACCAUCAUAAUCGGCCGCUUUGGAUUGAUGGCUGGGGAAAGCUUACCCUUGAAAAUUUCCACCCGCUGGCGCCUCGGGUGCAGGAUUUCCUGACUACGAUUGCUGAGCCAACAUCACGACCAGCAUUCUUGCAUGAGUACAGGCUCACGACCCACAGUCUGUACGCGGCGGUCUCGGUAGGUUUAAAUCCGAAGGAUAUCAUCCGUACUCUCAAGCUAUUCUUGAAGAAUGAGAUGCCGCCAAAUGUCAUUGCAUACAUCACGCACUGUGGCAAGAGCUAUGGCAAAGUGAAGAUAGUGUUGAAGAGCAACAAAUAUUUCGUGGAGACGGCGGAUCCGGCAGUGCUGCAAAUGCUGCUAAAAGAUCCUGAGAUAGGACCGUGCCGAGUUCAAAACGCCGAAGAAAUAACCACCAGCGUUUCAACGAUGGCUGGACUGGCAAUUGCUGGAACAAAGGACGCUGCUGAUAUGCGUGUAGCCGAGAGGGUAGAGGAUCAGGUCGAACGAAACUCGAGGGUAGAGGAGGUGUAUUAUGCUGCCUUGGGUGAGGAUGACGAUGAGGACGACGUUCAAGAUGCCCUUCACGCAUUUCAAAUCGAAGAUGAGAAAGUGGGAACGGUCGCGCAGCGGUGUUUGGCAUUACUUUACCCUGCGCUCCAGGAGUAUGAUUUCAGAAAUGACUAUAUCAAUGCAAAUCUGGAGAUAGAUCUACGGCCAGCAACUCAAAUCCGACCAUACCAGGAACAAGGACUCAGCAAGAUGUUUGGUAACGGUCGUGCAAAGAGUGGCAUCAUCGUUCUGCCCUGUGGAGCUGGAAAAACUCUCGUCGGCGUCACAGCUGCUUGUACAAUAAAAAAGGGGGUUGUUGUUUUGGCCACCAGUAAUAUGUCAGCAAUUCAGUGGAAGAAUGAGUUCGUAAAAUGGUCAAGUAUUAACCCAGAUAACAUUGCCAUCUUCUCUUCGGAUUGCAAAUCCCUGUUUACUGGAAAUUCCGGCAUCAUAAUUACAACCUAUUCGAUGGCGACAAACUCGCGAGAACGUGCUCACGAAUCGGCGAACAUGAUAAAAUUUCUCCAGAGUCGGGAAUGGGGCCUGAUGCUUUUGGAUGAAGUACACGUUGUCCCCGCAGAAAUGUUUCGAAGUGUUAUUGGGACCAUCAAGUCUCAUGCAAAGCUAGGCCUCACAGCCACACUUCUUCGAGAGGACGAUAAGAUUGAGGAUCUAAACUUCUUGAUCGGGCCAAAACUGUAUGAGGCUAAUUGGAUGGAGCUGUCGCAGCAGGGUCACAUUGCAACAGUCCAAUGUGCUGAAGUUUGGUGUCCCAUGUCCACUGAAUUCUACGAAGAAUACAUGAAGGCCAAUGCCCGGAAUCGGUCAUUGUUCUGUGUCAUGAAUCCAUCCAAGUUCCAGGCUUGCCAGUACUUGAUUAACUAUCACGAAAACCGCGGCGACAAGAUCAUCGUCUUCUCAGACAGUGUGUACGCCCUAGAAGCUUAUGCAAGAAAGCUGAUGAGGCCCUAUCUUUACGGUGGCACGGGCAACGCCGAGCGGCAGGAGAUUUUGGAUUUGUUCAGAAAUUCUCAGCACUGCAAUACUCUCUUCCUCUCCAAGAUUGGGGACACCUCUCUUGAUCUCCCGGAAGCGACCUGCCUGAUUCAAAUUUCCUCCCAGUACGGCUCUCGUCGUCAGGAAGCUCAGCGCCUCGGCCGCAUCCUACGGGCCAAGCGGCGAAGCGAGGAAGGCUUCAAUGCCUUCUUCUACUCGCUCGUGUCCAAAGACACGGUAGAGAUGGUCUUCUCGUCCAGGCGGCAGGCCUUCCUCGCUGACCAGGGCUACGCCUUCAAGGUGAUUACGCAUUUCAAAAACAUUGAAAAGACGCCAGAUCUGGCUUUCGCCACUCCCGAAGCCAGGCACGAGCUCCUACAAAAGGUAAUUGCCGAGCUCGAGAGUAAAUCAUGGAAACAAGAGGAAGAACGCGAGAGCGCUGCUCUCUUGGCGGAUGGGAACUUGUUUUACGGCCCGGACGGCAAGCCGUCGCGUACAGCUGUCAGCGGGGCGGGGGACAGGAGUGCGAAGAAGAUUGUGAAGAGGAAAAGUGGCCCGCACAGCGACUUCUUUAGGUCGCUCAGGCGAGAGAAUGAGAGGCGAAAGAAGUUGGCUUAGAUAUCCGUCUGGAAACUUGUAUCAUACCCCCAUGAGUUUAGAGCCCUGUAAUGUUUUAUAUAUGGUCCAA